CUGACARGAAAAGAAAAACAUAUGGCCAAAACAGUGAAGAUUUUCAGACAUUUAUUUUUAAUUUAAACCAAUAUGAGCAAGCUUAACACUCACCUAAAGAAACUAGCCGCGUUAUGUUAUCGACAUAAGUUUCUUAUCGAGCGUACUGUCGAAACAACAGAACGUUCUUUCUUUGAAUAUGGUCCUCUUGGUGCAGAGUUGAGAAGGAACCUGAAAAAUCUUUGGUGGCAAGAUGUAGUAACCUCCAGAGAAACAGUUCAAGGUCUUGAAUUGUCCAUGUUCGCCACAGAUGARCUGCUUAACAUACAGAAUGAACCAAAACACAGAAUGGUUGAUGUUGAAAGUCUUWCUGAAAAACUCCUUUCUUUUUCGCUUCAAAACCAUUCAAAAGAAGCAGAAAAUGCAAAGAAGGAUUUGAAAAAGAUUAUAUUACAAAAUUCAKUACCUCUGAGAACACSCAGUUGUAAUUUUUUGGACAAUUUUGGAAAUUCUUCAGCAGACUCAUCGCUUGCAAUGCCUGCUGGGUAUGCAUGGCAUACUAAGCAAGUUUCUAUGGAGACSGGUGAACAUGACAUUUUGAGAAGCCUUGAAAGUGAACUUCUUUGUUUACAAUUCCUAUGUGGAGUUAGGUCUUUGAAGUAUUGGCUCAAUUUCUGGAGAAGACAAAGAUUCAUUUGGUGGAGAAAACUGGCCAAUGUGCCUUCAAACUUUUCCUCRUAUGAUGUUCCACAGAAGAAUAAUAAUGGGAAUCUGAUAAYCAAGAAUCAGUAUGAUUUUUCUUGGGGAAAAGAGGAUAUGGAGUCAAUCAGUUGUUCAUCCAAUGGCWGCAGUGGUUCUUUGGCWGUUAMAGAGAGUWAUAAUACACAACCUUCUUCCAUAUCAAUAACAACAAACAUUGAUAAAGGAUUCAUUGCUUUGCUAGCUGAUGCAUUUGAAGAAAAAGACCGUGCUGGUGUAACCGGGGAGGUGUCUAGAAGGACUGUUCUUCAUCUUCACCCAAGUUUGGCUCCUUAUAAAGUAGCCAUCUACACUAACUCUGCCAAUGGKAAUGAACUGUCUGAAGUGAGUCAMCAAUUAGCAUCUGAAUUGAGACAAGCAGGGAUUUCUACCAGCAGUGGGAAUAUUGCAGAAAGCGAUGGAAAUUCCUCAGAGCAGUUUUACGCUUACCAUGAUGAAAUAGGUACACCAUAUUGUGUCUCGAUCUUGCAGUCUACUUUAAGUAAYGGUGUUGUAGCAUUUAGAAGUAGAGACACCACUUUGCAGGAGUUUUUACAUAUUUCGGACGUGUUGAAAACUUUACAAAGUCACCUAAAGCUCCUGUAAAAAAAAUGACCGGAAGUAGA
Messenger RNA from Exaiptasia diaphana, 1343 nucleotides. RefSeq names its product DNA polymerase subunit gamma-2, mitochondrial. Bases 73 to 1323 code for a protein of 416 amino acids. Gene Ontology annotation, cellular component: mitochondrion; cytoplasm. The record is from RefSeq and is a predicted model, not a curated record. The transcript has 5 exons. Lineage: Eukaryota; Metazoa; Cnidaria; Anthozoa; Actiniaria; Aiptasiidae. Gene Ontology annotation, biological process: mitochondrial DNA replication.